AGUUGGUUAAAUUCAGUGGUGAUGAGUUCUUCAACAUAUGAAAUAUUCCAAUAAUGAUGUUAUUAAUAUAUUUAUUGGGAAUCUGCUGGAUUUUAUAUCAACGAGUUAAUUCACAAACUCAUGUUCCUGCUUUGAACAUUCCUUCUAUUAUUCCAAAAACUCCACGAUUUAUAAACUAUGCUGUAAAACCUAUGGAAAAUUGGCCCUCAAACUUCAAUAAUGGAACGAAUAACAGACACAUUUUUGCUGAUUGGCUACUAAACGGUAAUUGGAGUGAAAAUGGGCGUCCGCAAAACUCCGAUAAAAAUACUGAAUAUCCUGGAUAUGAUGGUUGGUACAAUAACUUAGCUAGAGCCGAUUCUGGUGCUAUAGACACACCCUUAUUGAGACGAUGGCCAGCGGCUUACCAGGAUGGUACUUAUCUUCCGUCUGGUUAUGAUAGACCAAAUCCAUUGGACUUGAGUGAGCAGUUACUUAGUGGAGAUAUUGGACAAAUUUCAAAGUAUGGGACAAAUGCUUUACUUGUAUUUUUUGGUCAGCAAGUGGUAGAGGAAAUUUUAGAUGCGCAAAGACCCGCGUGUCCACCUGAAUAUUUUAAUAUACCAAUACCUGAGGGGCACAAAUUUAGAACACAUCCAAAUCAUUCCAUGCUUCCCCUACUGAGAACCCGUUUUGAUAUGAAUAGUGGUUAUAACCCUAAUAAUCCACGUCAACAAUUAAAUGAAAUUACACCUUAUAUAGACGGGGGAUUGUUCUAUGGAAUUUCUAAGCAGUGGUCUGAUCAACUGAGAACAUAUUCCAAUGGGACGAAGGAUCCGAACGGACUGCUUGCAUCUUCUCACGACGGUUUAUUUCCAGAAUAUAAUACAGACAGACUACCUAUGGCUAAUCCUCCUCCACCAUUUUAUCACGGGCACUAUGUUAAAAAUCACGAAACAGCAAAAGUUAGCAGAUUUUUCAAAUUAGGCAAUCCUCGUGGCAAUGAAAAUGCAUUUCUUCUUACUUUUGGAGUGAUGUGGUUCCGUUGGCACAACUAUUUAGCCAAAAGAAUACGUUUUCAUCAUCCAAAUUGGUCAUCUGACAAAAUUUUUAACGAAGCGAGGAAAUGGGUUAUAGCAACACAACAGCGAAUAUAUGUUUACGAAUGGCUGCCUGUUUUUUUAAACAAUAAUAUACUGUCUGAAUAUAAAGGAUAUGAUAUCAGCGUAAACCCACAAAUAGAUCAGUUUUUCCAGUCAGCUGCCUUCAGAUUUGGACAUACUUUAGUGGUUCCUGGGGUAUAUCUAAGAGAUUAUGUAAGAAAUGGAUGCAAAACAAAAUUUAAUAACUGGAAACAAAAUGCAAUUAGAACUUGUAAUAUAUAUUGGAGACCACAAGAACCCAUACUUACUAAAGCUGACGAUAAUGAAACAUUGAUAGAUAUAGAUAGAAUUCUAAUGGGUAUGUCAGUACAGUUAUCGGAACGAGACGAUCAUACAAUUGUUGAAGAUUUAAGAGGUAAUGUUUUCGGACCUCUAGAAUUCCCUAGAAGAGAUUUGAUGGCUAUCAAUAUUCAAAGAGGACGGGAUCAUGGACUACCUGAUUUUAAUUCUGCUAGAAAAGCUUAUGGAUUGCGUCCUUACAAAUCGUUUUCUGAUUUCGCAUUUAUAUCUGUAGAUACUAGGAAUAAACUCAAAAAGCUAUACAAUAAUGAUAUAAAUAAAAUAGAUGUAUGGAUUGGGGGUAUCUUAGAAACAGAUAUAGGACCAGGUCAACUAUUCAAAACUAUAAUAAAGGAUCAAUUUGAAAGAAUCAGAAAUGGUGAUAGAUUUUGGUUUGAAAAUAAAGAGAAUGGCUUAUUUGCUGAAAAUGAAAUAGCAAGGAUACGUAAUGUGUCAUUAUAUGAUAUAAUUAUGGCCGUUACAAAAAUGGAUGAACAUGACAUCCCGAAGCACCCGUUUAGAGCAGCAACGAUGUCAGAUGAAAAAUUACGUAAAGGAUGCCGUUUAAAUUCUACGAAUGAAAAAUAUUGGCAUUUGUCUCCACUAAAUGCUAAAGAUUUAAAUGAAAAUUGCACACAACCCGAUUCUUAUGAUUAUUUUUUUAAUAGUGAACUCAGUUAUAUUCUUAGUUUUGUGGGUAUUUCAACGUUAAUUGUUGGAAUUGCUGGCUUUGCAUAUCUUCUGAUUGUACUUGCUGAAAAAGAAAGGAUGAGGACUACUGCUAAAGAGAAUGAAAACAAAAGGAAAACUAUUAAAAGUGACCAGUCCCAAGUAAACUGGCCAUUAUUUAUAGUUACUGAAUGGGUUGGACCUAAGCAACCACAGCGAGAAAUAAUCUUGUCUUUCAAAGUAAGUUUGAAAAAAAUUUGUGUCACUUGCUUCAAUGGAACAACGCUACGAGCUAUAGAUUUCUCAGAUGGUGUGACAAAUGUUGUAAUUUAUUAUAUUACUGACAAAUAUACUGUAGUUCUGAAUACUAAACACAAUUAUGAUUUGGUCAUAACUUUCGAAUCAGGUUUUCUUAGGAACAAUUUUCUGACAGAGUUUGAUAACCAUUUCGUACGAACUCAAAUUGUGAAAAAAGAGAUGGUGGAGUUAAGUUGGAAUGCUGCAUUAAAAGUUAUCAUAACUAAAAAUAAUCGUCAAGUCAGACUGGAAAUGUUCUUCCGAGUAGUGUUUGCGCAAGCUUUCCAUAUAAAUCAUUCCCAUGCUGAAAUACUCAAAGUAGAUGCUGAUGUGGCGAAAGAAGUUGUAGAUACUGAACUUACUAUUACUGAAUUUGCAGAUUCUUUAAGUAUGGUACCUACUAACGAAUUUAUUAGAAGAAUGUUCACACUCAUAGAUAAAGAUAAAAAUGGUUUCAUUUCCUUCAGAGAAUUUGUUGAUUUGUUAAUAAUUUUUGCAAAUGGAACAGAGGAACAAAAAGCUAAAUUACUUUUUGACAUGUAUGACAUUAACGGUCUUGGGUAUUUAAAGAAAAAUGAUUUCAUUGCGAUGAUAAAAUCAUUCCUGGAAACCUGUGGAGGGUCGAUAGAAGAUAAAGAUUUACAAAAAACUGUUUCAUCUAUGCUGAAGAACGCUGGAGUAGAGAGUAAAAAAAAAUUAAGCUUUGAGGAUUUCAAGAGAAUUAUUGGAGACGACAUUAAAAAUUUGAAUACAGCAAAAUUGGGUUUCAAAGGCAUUGAAAAUUCUAAGCCAACAUACUUAUCAAGAGCCAAAAACACAAUUGAAAGUAUUUACGGGAGUCCGCAAGAAAUUGAAACAAGAUUCAAAGGCCAACAUAUGAGAAAUGAGCCAGAAACAAGAAAUGAUGCUAAAAUAAUAGACGAAAAUCAGGCAGAAAUAAUUAGAGCACAUCCAAAGGCAACACCUGUAAUAAGUAAUAAGUUAUCAAUUGCAUUGAAAUUUAUGGAAUUAAAAUCUAAAGAAAUUUUUUGGAUGACACUGUACACGUUAGUUCUAUUAGCUAUAUUCGCAGAAAGAGCUUAUUACUAUUCAGUAGAACGAGAACAUAGUGGUUUGAGGCAAAUAGCAGGUUAUGGUGUAACAAUUACAAGAGGAGCAGCAUCUGCCAUGAUGUUUGCGUAUUCAUCUUUAUUGGUAACCAUGUGCAGGAACACUAUCACCUAUUUGAGAGACACUGUUGCUAGCAAAUAUUUUCCUUUCGAUGCUUCACUAGAUUUUCAUAAAUAUAUUGCAUAUUGGGCAUUUAUAUUUACAGUUCUGCAUAUCGUCGGCCAUGCUUUCAAUUUUUAUCACAUUUCAACACAACCAGCAGAUGAUCUUACAUGCUUAUUUAGAAACUAUUUCCAUUCAACACAUGAGCUUCCUAAAUUUCAUUAUUGGUGUUGGUACACUAUGACGGGCUUUACUGGAGUGGUAGUAACAAUCAUUUGGGCUAUUAUGUACUGUUUUGCAUUACCCAUUAUUAGAAGAAAGAUAUAUAAUUGGUUUUGGUACACUCACAGUUUGUAUCCUCUAUUUUUCAUAUUUCUAAUCCUACACGGUUCCGGUAGAUUGAUUCAGGCUCCGUUUUUCUCUUAUUUCUUACUUGGACCUGUCAUACUCUUCACGAUUGAUACUGUUAUUAGCAUGAGCAGAAAAAAGAUAGAAAUACCAGUCAUACGAGCUUGUAUUCUUCCCUCAAAUGUUACAAUGCUCGAGUUUCACAAACCAGAAAAUUUUGAAUACAAAGCAGGACAAUGGGUUAGGUUGGCAUGUAUUGGUCUCAAUAAGAAUGAGUAUCAUCCAUUCACGUUGUCUUCUGCUCCAGACGAGGAUUAUUUAACAGUUCAUAUUCGAGCAGUGGGACCUUGGACUAAACUUAUAAGAACCAUAUAUGAUAAUUCUUUAACUACCAAUAAUAAACUACCCAAACUAUAUUUGGAUGGACCAUAUGGAGAAGGACAUCAGAAUUGGAAUACGUACGAUGUAGCAAUUUUAAUUGGUGGUGGUAUUGGUGUGACACCAUUUGCAAGUAUUCUGAAAGAUAUUGCUUAUAGAUCCAAUAAAACAAGAACGCAUUGUCAGAAGGUAUACUUUAUUUGGGUUUCAAGAACUCAGAAACAAUUUGAAUGGUUAGUAGAUAUAAUAAGAGAAGUUGAAGAGAAAGAUGUGAAACAACUGUUGAGUAUUCACAUUUUCAUUACGCAGUUCUAUGAGAAAUUUGAUUUACGAACAAUCCUUUUAUAUAUCUGUGAACGCCAUUAUCAAAGAGUAUGUAAUAAAUCGUUAUUUACCAAUUUGAGAGCUGUCACCCAUUUUGGAAGACCUUCUUUUAUCCAAUUCUUUAAAACUGUGCAGUAUAUACACACGGCGGCUCAACGCAUUGGUGUAUUUAGCUGUGGACCACCAUCUAUGACAUCAGCUGUAGAUUCCGCUUGUGGCAGAAUAAAUCUACAGAGUGAACAAAAGUUCGAACACUUCUACAAUAAUUUUUAAUACUAAUGAAUAUUAUUGAAAAUUAUUGAUAGCAUUUAUCAAAUAAAAAUAUCAAAUGUAAGCAAAAAUUAAAAUAUAUGUUCUAUGCAA
This is a messenger RNA of Diorhabda sublineata, 5012 nucleotides long. Its product is annotated as dual oxidase 2-like. The transcript is spliced from 21 exons. Gene Ontology annotation, biological process: response to oxidative stress; superoxide anion generation; defense response. Gene Ontology annotation, molecular function: peroxidase activity; superoxide-generating NAD(P)H oxidase activity; heme binding. Gene Ontology annotation, cellular component: NADPH oxidase complex; plasma membrane. Bases 54 to 4922 code for a protein of 1622 amino acids. The record is from RefSeq and is a predicted model, not a curated record. Lineage: Eukaryota; Metazoa; Arthropoda; Insecta; Coleoptera; Chrysomelidae.